Branchiostoma floridae (Florida lancelet) is the source of this 1752-nucleotide messenger RNA. RefSeq names its product cytosolic beta-glucosidase-like. The coding region runs from base 76 to 1653 and encodes 525 amino acids. The record is from RefSeq and is a predicted model, not a curated record. The transcript is spliced from 6 exons. Gene Ontology annotation, molecular function: beta-glucosidase activity. Lineage: Eukaryota; Metazoa; Chordata; Leptocardii; Amphioxiformes; Branchiostomatidae. Gene Ontology annotation, biological process: carbohydrate metabolic process.
UAGGUCGAUCAAGUAUGCUGACUGUGCCUUGGCAUUUAUCCAGCUGAACUACAUUGUGUACAUGAACGAAACAAAAUGCUGUUCUUUUUUACUUUUUUAAUCGCGUUGACCAUGGUACACUGUGCUCAUUACGACUAUGGCGAGUACGACCGAACCAGGGACGAUUUCAGACCAGGUACGUUUCCUGACGGCUUCAUCUGGAGCACUGCCACGGCGUCCUACCAGAUCGAGGGCGCCUGGAACGUGGACGGCAAAGGUGAGUCCAUCUGGGACAGGUUCUCCCACACACCUGGUAAGGUAGACCGCGGGGACACUGGAGACGUGGCCUGUGACAGCCACAACAAGUACCGAGAAGACGUGCAGCUCAUGAAGGCCAUGGGUCUGAAGUACUACCGCUUCUCUCUGUCAUGGCCGCGGAUCUUUCCCGACGGUACUGUAGCGGGCGGUGUCAAUCAAGCUGGAGUCGACUACUACAAUAACGUCAUAGACGAACUGCUCGCAAACGGCAUCACCCCGAUGGUGACACUUUACCACUGGGACCUCCCGCAGGCCCUACAGGACAGGUACGGAGGGUGGGUGAACGAGGAGAUUGUCGAACAUUAUGAUAACUACGCCACCUUCGCGUUCCAGACCUUUGGCGACAGAGUCAAAUAUUGGUUAACUUUUAACGAACCGAUGGUACUCUGCUCCUUGGGUUACACGUCAGGCGAACACGCCCCCGGGAUCCACGAUCCAACAUCAGUCUCAGGCUUGAGCUGUGGACAUACACUUCUGAAGGCCCAUGCCAGAGCGUGGCACACAUACAACACAACCUUCCGACAACUUCAGGGAGGAAAAGUCGGGAUCGCUCUGAGUCUUUUGUGGGCGGAGCCUCGUGACCCUGACCUUCCAGCCGACGUCUCGGCAACAGACCGUGCAAUGCAGAUGAUUAAUGGCUGGUUUGCACAGCCCAUCUUCGGAGACGGAGAUUACCCUAACGUCAUCAAAGAAACAGUACAGAAACUGAAGUCGCAGUUGACAGAGGUUCCUGAAUUCACCGACGAGGACAAAUCUCUCAUCCAUGGGUCGGCGGAUUUCUUGGGUGUGAACCAUUAUUCAUCAAGAAUCACUUCUGACAAACCCAUCGACAUACAGACACAGAGCGUCUUUGAGUCGUUUCAAAUGACCACCGCCCCGGAGUGGCCACGUGGUCAGUCUGACUGGUUGUUUGCAGUACCAUGGGGACUCCGCAGACUUCUCAAAUAUAUCAAGGAGCACUAUGGAGAUCCCGAUGUGUACAUCACGGAGAACGGUUGGUCUGACGGUGACGUACAGCCGCCCGUCAUGGAGGACACGGGCCGCAUCUGUUACUACAUGACGUAUAUCGAUGAGGUACUAAAAGCGAUUGAGGAGGACCAAGUCAAGGUUCGAGCCUACACCGCUUGGUCUUUCAUGGACAACUUUGAGUGGACCCGGGGCUACACCGAACGGUUUGGGCUGCACUAUGUUAACUUCACCGACUCGAACCGGCCCAGAACACCUAAACAGUCCGCAAGCUUCUACAAGGACGUCAUCGCCAACAACGGCUUCCCCAAGGGGGCAGAGGUCACUAGAAUUGUUCAGGACAUGUGGGAGCAGUGCCGGGGCAGUGACACUGUAAAAGAGGAGCUAUAGAGCAAAAGCAACAAGAAAUCUUUUUAAAAAAGCUGUGCCUUGCCGCGUAUUUUAUGUUAUUUUGGUAAGUUAGACUAGAUUCUACGCUUAAAAAUCCCG